AGCAAGAUCCGGCGGGUGGAGGUGGCGACAGGUGAGGUGACCACGCUCGCGGGCAGCGGCGAGGAAGGCGACGCGGAUGGCGUGGGCGACGCGGCGGAGUUCUGCCACCCCUACGGAGUCGCCAUCAGCCCAGACGGCUGCGCGUUGUUUGUGGCGGACCAAUGCAACGACAAGAUCCGGCGGGUUGAGGUGGCGACUGGCGAGGUGACGACGGUCGCGGGCAGCGGCACCAGGGGCAGCGCCGAUGGCGUGGGCGACGCGGCGGAGUUCGAAGGCCCAGCUGGCAUCGCCAGCAGCCCCGACGGCAGCACGCUGUUGGUUGCCUCGGACGAUGGCCUUCGCCAGGUCUGCGUGGCGGCGCCUCCUCCGCCUCCCUCCUUUGCCCCGAUCGUCGUUCCGCCUUCGACCCUUGGAGCUGACUUCGCAAAGACGCGGGGCGACGCUUCCCUCCCGGAGGGGAAAGUCACCUUCCUGGUCGGCGACGACGAGGAGCGCAUCGAGCACGUCAGCAAGAACAAUCUCUGCGCCCGGUCCCCGGUCUUUCGGACCAUGUUUGGCAUCGGCAUGAAGGAGCGCGACGCCGCCGAGGUCACGGUGUCCCACACCGACCUCGUCAGCUUCACCGCCCUCAUCGACUACCUCCUCUCCGACAAGUUCGACCUCGGCGAGGAGGAGGGCAGGGCGCAGCGCGCGCUCGACCUGCGGGAGCUGGCGCAGAUGUACCAGGUGCCGCGCCUCGAGCUGCUCUGCGCGCAGGCGCUGCAGGAGAGCGUCGCGCCGGCGACCGCCGUGCCGCUGCUCGAGGCGGCGCACACGAUGAGCGACGGGCGCCUCCUCGCGCAGUGCCGCCGCUUCGUGGCCGACCACGCCGCCGAGGUGCGGGCGAGCGGCGGCGUGGAGCAGCUGCGCGACCUGGGCGUGGCUAAGGGGCUGCUCGGCGACGCGCUCGACCAGGUGGCGGAGCUCAAGGGGACGGUGGCGGCGCUGAACGGCACGCAGGGCUGA
Molecule: messenger RNA, 1005 nt
Organism: Emiliania huxleyi CCMP1516
Lineage: Eukaryota; Haptophyta; Isochrysidales; Noelaerhabdaceae
Exons: 1
Molecular function (GO): protein binding
Source: RefSeq, a predicted model, not a curated record